Symbiodinium natans is the source of this 1167-nucleotide messenger RNA. The record is from the annotation of a GenBank genome assembly. Lineage: Eukaryota; Dinophyceae; Suessiales; Symbiodiniaceae.
AUGGAGACCAAGCGCAUCAUGGACGUAGCCAUCUUCACCGGCUUCACACUCCUCAUCCUCAUGGCUCUGCUCGGCGCCCUCCUCGCGAAGACGCCGUCGAAAGCGUGGUUUAUGCCCCGAUUCCAGAGCUGGUCUGUUGCGAACAUCACCGCGGCCGCCGCAGGGGCGAUUAUCGUGUUGUGCGUUGCUGCCUCCCCGGAUAGUGUCUUCCGCUUGAACAGCACUGGCAAUGCCACCGGUAUGGCGAUGUGGGUAACGCUGCUGUUCUCAUUUUACAAGUUCGGCUUGCACGACAUACUGCGAAUGUCCAGGGAGGCGGCAUGGAGGAUUCACUAUGUCUUCGGCAUCUUGACGAUUGUCAUCGCCAGCUUCCAUGGCGUGCUGGUCUUCCAUCGCCUCGGCCCUCACGCAGUCUUCCACCGGCUUUUGGCAGUGUUCGGACUCGUAGGGCUCAUCCUCAUGAUCCUGGGCGUAGUGCCGGCCUUUUUCGUGCGAUACGACCGCUGGAAGUGCCUCCACUUCUUCAGUUUCCUCGGGCUCAUGUUCACGAUCUAUCACACCGUCGUCGCUGCCUUCAUCCACAAGACGCCUGUCAGCAUCAUCACAGCCAUCCUUGACUCCGCGGUGGUCUUGGCCUAUCUGGGUCAGAAGAUCUACACGCACGUGUCUUCGAAGUAUGCCGUCGUGCAGAAGGCAGAAGUCGCUGUGGAGCCGGCGAGUACGCACCUCUUGCUGGACCUCGGCAUCACUGGAUUCACCUUCAAGCCAGGUGGACGAUGCACAAAAACAACACCAGCGGGCUGGGGAUGGUGUACCAAGCAACACGGGGAGUGGAUCACCGCGCGGGGCAGGGUGGAAACUGACCACACCGCCAGAUUUUACUAUGGGGCCCAGGCGCACGCAGGCACCGAAGGUAACGAAAGGGCGGAUGCGCUCGCCAACGCUGGGCGUACACAGGGGCGCAACGGCGGAAGUAACAUGGUUCCCCCGGACACUCCGCCCCAGGACCACACCCCCACCAUGUCAGCGGACACCAUGGUGCACGCCAUGAAGCAGGCUGCGGCGGAUCACUUUCCUUACAAAGAACGCACGGGCAGCGCAAGCGGAAGGUCGCGAAGAUUGGAAAACGCAAAGAAACAAAGCCAAGAGGGCAGCGCGCAAGGAUAG